This is a messenger RNA of Clonostachys rhizophaga, 825 nucleotides long. NCBI's taxonomy places the organism in Eukaryota, Fungi, Ascomycota, Sordariomycetes, Hypocreales, Bionectriaceae. The record is from the annotation of a GenBank genome assembly.
AUGUCUAGAGUCUGGUUUGUUACAGCUGCCUCUCGAGGGCUUGGUCGCGAGAUUGUCGAGGCUGCAUUGGUAGCCGGAGACAACGUCAUUGCAACGGCGCGGGAUCCUGCCUCACUCGAACAAUUCACGAAGAAAUAUGGAUCCGAGCGUGUUCACGCUUUUGCCCUGGACGUGACGGACAGUGGCCAAGUCUUCAGUGUGGUUAAAGAUGCCCACAAGGUCUUUGGACGUAUCGACAUCGUUGUCAACAACGCUGGAUUUGCGCAGACAGCAUCGCUCGAGGAUAUGGAUGUUGAAUCUUUCAAACGUCAAGUUGAUACCAACUUCUUUGGAACUGUGUGGGUCACCAAAGCAGUGGUUCCCAUUAUGAGGCAGCAGGGAAGCGGCCACAUCAUCCAGAUAUCCUCUGUUGGCGGCAGGCUGGGAACUCCCGGCAUGUCAGGGUACCAGAGCGCUAAAUGGGCCGUUGGAGGCUUGACCACUGUUUUGGCUGCCGAGGUGGCCCCCUUUGGAAUCAAGACUACGGUUCUCGAGCCCGGUGGCAUGAAGACUGACUGGGCUGGUUCUUCGAUGGAGCAUGGUGUUAUGAGCGAACCUUAUAAGCAGACCGUCGGCGCUUUUGAGGAGCUCCGAAAAACCUAUGAGCCUCACUGGACACCCCCCGAAAAGGUGGCAAACGCCGUCGUUCUCCUGAGCAAGGUUGAAGACCCUCCUCUUCGUCUUCUCGUGUGUCCCGAGACUCCACAGAUUGCGAAGGCUGCAGCAGCAAAACUGGCGGAAUCUGAUGCCAAGUGGGAGAACUUUUCUAUAAACCUGACGCUCUGA